Molecule: messenger RNA, 3126 nt
Organism: Uloborus diversus
Lineage: Eukaryota; Metazoa; Arthropoda; Arachnida; Araneae; Uloboridae
Product: peroxisomal acyl-coenzyme A oxidase 3-like
Exons: 16
Coding region: 107-2179 (690 amino acids)
Biological process (GO): lipid homeostasis; fatty acid beta-oxidation using acyl-CoA oxidase
Cellular component (GO): peroxisome
Molecular function (GO): fatty acid binding; FAD binding; pristanoyl-CoA oxidase activity
Source: RefSeq, a predicted model, not a curated record
UGACAAUGUUGGUAAACAACUUCCCUCCUUCAAAGAAGAUAAUGAUUGGUUGCGUUAUUGUGUAGAUAAAAUUUCGCAUAAUAAAGGCAUAACGCAGUACGACAAGAUGGACUAUGAAACAGUAGUUUUCCCGGACUUCCCACCAGGGCCAUUAGAUAUUUAUCGCAAGAGAGCCAGUUUUGAUUGGAGAAAAAUGAAAUAUGUUUUAGAAGGUGAAGAUGUUGCUAAAUUUCAGCAUUAUGUCUGGAAAAAGAUGGAAGCUGAUCCUGUGUUUCAUCGCUCUUCCACUGAGGAAAGAACAUGGCAAGAAGAACACCACCUCACAUUUCGACGAACUAUGCGAGUUCAUGAGCUUAAUCUCCUGCCUGAAGAUCUUUUGGUUUCAAAACUGCAUCUUUCUCUGGCUUUUACAAGUGCAUUGGCUUUGUAUGAUUUAUCAUUAUGCAUAAAGCAACUUUUAUCUGUUCAGUAUACUACAAUGGUAAUACGUAGUAAUGGAACUUCACAGCACGCAUAUCUUUUGGGUCCAAUGAAUAAAAUGGAGAUUACUGGAUGUUUUGCACUUACAGAAUUUAGUCAUGGAACAAAUACCAAGGGUAUGCGUACCAGAGCUACUUAUGAUCCUAAUUCACAGGAAUUUGUUCUACAUACUCCAGAUUUUGAAGCAAGUAAAACUUGGUCAGCAAACUUAGGCCAACUAGCAUCACAUGCAGUCAUAUGGGCUCAAUUGUACACUUCCGAUAACAAAUGCCAUGGAUUGCACAGUUUUGUUGUUCCUGUUCGAGACCCUAAAACAUUGCUUCCUUACCAAGGAGUGCUGAUUGGAGACCUUGGGCCCAAACUUGGCUUAAAUGGAGUGGACAAUGGCUUUGUCAUGUUCAAUAACUACAGAAUUCCCAGAUCGUGUCUUCUCAACAAAAAUGCUGAUGUGACUCCUGAUGGAAGAUACAUUUCUCCAAAAAGUAUGAAUCAGAGAUUUGGAGAAUCUAUGGGUGCACUAUCGAUGGGUAGAGUGGCCAUAAUCCAGCUCUGUGUAAAUUUCAUGCGACAGUGUUUGCCCAUUGCUGUACGAUAUUCUGCAGUAAGAAAGCAAUUUGGACCAAAUCCUCCGGAAGAGCUCCCUGUGUUAGAAUAUCAAAUCCAGCAAUGGAGACUUCUUCCCUAUCUGGCUGCAAGUUAUGUUUCUUAUUAUUUUUCAAGAGAUUUCAAUCAAGACUUCGUAGAUUAUUUUGUGGAUUCCUUAUUUGGUGCUAAGAACGAAAAAAUGGAAGAAAGAAGAUUUCAUAUUCAUGCCAUGAGUUGUUGUGGUAAAGCUGUUGUGGCAUGGCUUGCAAGAGAUGCAAUACAAGAAUCUCGGGAAGCUUGUGGAGGACAUGGUUAUCUUAAAGCUGCUGGAUUUGGUCAUUUAAGGAACAAUAAUGAUGCUAAUUGUACUUAUGAAGGCGACAACAAUGUUAUACUGCAGCAAACAAGCAACUAUCUUUUAAGCAUUUUGAAAAGAAUACAAGCAGGUCAAGACAUUCCUAAACAUUUAGAAGAUCUAUCAUUUUUGAAUGACAUGAGUGAACGGUUAAAAUUCAAAUAUUCACCAAUUUCAUCAGAUGCUUUUAUUAGCUUUUCAGAUGUCUUGGACAUGUAUGAGUGGUUGGUGUGUUAUUUGCUUCAUAAAAGUUCAUCCAAGUAUGAAGCUGAAUUAAAGAAAAGUCAGAAUGCUUUCACAGCACGUUGCAAUUCCCAAGUUUACAACUGCCAUACUCUUUCUAUUGCUUUUUGCCAGCUUGUGAUGCUUAAAAGGUUUUUGAAACUAAUUUCUAAAACUGACGAUCUGGCAAUUAAAUGCAUUCUUGAAAAGUUGGGAAGGCUAUAUGGGCUUUGGAGCAUUGAUAAACAUUUAGCAAUUUUUCAUUCUGGUGGUUGUGUCUCUGGAGAAAUCCCAAGCCUUAUUAUCAAAGACAAUAUAUUAACGUUAUGCUCGGAAUUAAAAGAUGAAGCUGUUUCUCUAGUAGAUGUUAUUGCACCUACAGAUUUCAUUCUAAAUUCUGCUCUUGGAAAUUCUGAUGGCCAUGUUUACAAACACCUAGAGACUGCUAUAAUGAAUACACCUGGUACUACUGAAAGGCCUUUUUGGUGGGAAGAAUUCACAUCUAGAAAUACUUCUGAUUUAAAAUCUCAUCUUUGAAAGUACUGGAAAAAGUAUUAAAUGUCUGAAGUACAUUUUCCUCUGGUUUUAUAACUGUUACAAAUAAGGUUACAAAUGCAAUGAAAUGUGAUGCUUAUUAUUCCAGUAAAUAAAAUUGAUUGAAUGUUUUUGACAAAUAUUAUGUAUUUAGAAAAAUUAUACCAUAUUGAAUCCACAAAAUUUUAAUGGAAUCACGUUGAUGCAAAAGUAAUUAAAGUCGCACCCGUUUAUAGUCAAGUCGAAAGGACAAAAUAAAUAAAUUUCCUUAUAGCCACUAUUUUGUCAUAUAAACUUAAAUAUAUGGCUUCACUAUAAAUCAGCACCUCUGUAUUUAUAAUUCCUAAGAAAUCAUUCUUAUUCAGAAAUAAUGGUAUAAAUUUCAUGUUAUUCUCAAACAUUUCUAUUCUUAGCCCUAUUUUCAAAUCUUAAGUUGGAUUGAUCCUGAAGGGUUUCUUUUUACAGAAUGCACUGGAUGAAAAGAACAUUAUAUAAAGUAAGCCACUUGAUUUUAUGAAUCAAUGACACGAAUAGUAUUAAUCACAAAAAUUCAUAAUUUUAUGAAAAAGUAAUUUGAAGCCUGGGAUCAGGUAGUUUAAAUAAUUUACGAUGAUCGAUAAAUUAACCAAAAUCAUGAGCCAAGACUUGAAAAUGAAGACUGAUGAAUUAUUAAAUUUCAAAACAAUCGUCUUUCUUUAGUUUGAUAUUGCCAAUCAACAAAAUGUGACGCUUAAUGCAUGGCCAGUCUAUAUGUUAAAACUUUUAUAUAUUUGAAAAUUAUAUUUAUAUGUUUUUAAUAAAUGCUAUGUACUUUACAAUUAUAUAUAAAUGUUAUGUACCUUAAAAUUAUAUAUAAAUGUUAUGUACUUUAAAAUUAUAUUUAGGUUGUUGUGAAAAAUUUUAUUAGAAUGAAGUUUUUCAUUUGUUAUUAAAUAAAGUAUAUUACUUUG